CCAGCCCCUGCCUCGCCAUGGCCGAGGCCGCCUCCGCCGCCGGGGGAACGUCCCUGGAGGGCGAGCGCGGCAAGAGGCCCCAACCUGAGGGCGAGCCUGCAGCCCCAGCGUCCGGGGUUCUGGAUAAGCUUUUUGGGAAGCGGCUGCUGCAGGCGGGGCGUUACCUGGUGUCCCACAAGGCUUGGAUGAAGACGGUGCCCACUGAAAACUGCGACGUGCUGAUGACCUUCCCAGACACGACUGAUGACCACACGCUGCUAUGGCUGCUGAACCACAUCCGCGUGGGCAUCCCGGAGCUCAUCGUGCAAGUCCGCCACCACCGCCACACACGCGCUUAUGCCUUCUUCGUCACCGCCACCUAUGAGAGCCUGCUCCGAGGGGCCGAUGAGCUGGGGCUGCGAAAGGCGGUGAAGGCAGAGUUCGGCGGGGGUACACGCGGCUUCUCCUGCGAGGAGGACUUCAUCUACGAGAACAUAGAGAGCGAACUGCGCUUCUUCACCUCCCAGGAACGCCAGAGCAUCAUCCGCUUCUGGCUGCAGAACCUGCGUGCCAAGCAGGGCGAGGCACUGCACAAUGUGCGCUUCCUGGACGACCAGCCAAUCAUCCCCGAGCUGGUGGCCCGCGGAAUCAUCCAGCAGGUGUUCCCGGUGCACGAGCAGCGCAUCCUGAACCGCCUCAUGGAAUCGUGGGUGCAGGCAGUGUGUGAGAACCAGCCUCUCGAUGAGAUCUGCGACUACUUUGGCGUGAAGAUCGCCAUGUACUUCGCCUGGCUGGGCUUUUACACGUCGGCGAUGGUGUACCCGGCUGUCUUCGGCUCAGUGCUGUACACAUUCACCGAGGCUGAUCAGACAAGCCGAGAUGCGUCCUGUGUGGUCUUCGCCCUCUUCAAUGUGGUGUGGUCCACGCUGUUCCUGGAGGAGUGGAAGCGGAGGGGGGCAGAGCUGGCCUACAAGUGGGGGACGCUGGACUCCCCAGGGGAAGCCGUGGAGGAGCCUCGACCCCAGUUCAGGGGCAUCCGGCGCAUCAGCCCCGUGACAAGGGCCGAAGAAUUCUACUACCCACCCUGGAAGCGGCUGCUCUUCCAGCUGCUUGUCAGCCUGCCACUGUGCCUGGCCUGCCUGGCCUGUGUCUUCCUGCUCAUGCUUGGCUGCUUCCAGCUGCAGGAGCUGGUGCUGAACAUGAAGGGGCUGCCCCGCCUCGCCCGCUUCCUGCCCAAGGUUGUGCUGGCCCUGCUGGUCAGCGUCAGCGCAGAGGGCUACAAGAAGCUCGCCAUCUGGCUCAAUGACAUGGAAAACUAUCGGCUGGAGAGCGCCUAUGAGAAGCACCUCAUCAUCAAGGUGGUCCUGUUCCAGUUUGUCAACUCAUACCUGAGCCUCUUCUACAUUGGCUUCUACCUCAAGGACAUGGAGCGCCUGAAAGAGAUGCUGGCCACCCUGCUCAUCACCCGCCAGUUCCUCCAGAAUGUGCGUGAGGUCCUGCAGCCUCACCUGUACCGGCGGCUGGGCCACAGCGAGCUGGGCCUCCGGACCGUCUGGGAGUUGGCCCGCAUCCUGCUGGGCCUGCUGGGCCCCUGGCGCCCUGCACCUCGCCACCUUGAACCCCAGGCUGAGGAGGGGGGCAGCAGUGGUGGUAUGGCGGGCCACAGGUGUCUCCGUGGGGGCUGCGGGGCACCCGAGGAGGAGGAGGAGGCGAUGGUGGAGCGGCGGCCUGCUGGGGAAGGUGGGGAGGAGGGGGAUGGGCUGCAGGGGUGCCCAGAGGAGAUGGAGGAGGAGGAGGAGGAAGAGGAGGAGGAGGACAAGGAAGAAGAGGAAGAAGGGGAGGAAGGCAGCCUCCUAGACUGUGGGCUGCGGCUGAAGAAGGUCAGCUUCGCAGAGCGGGGCACUGAGCGGCGCCGGGGCCUGAACCCUGAGGCCCUGCUGGAGGAGGGCAGCCCCACUAUGGUGGAGAAGGGCUUGGAGCCUGGUGUGUUCACGUUGGCCGAGGACGAUGAUGAGGCUGAGGGCACCCCCAGCAGCCCCGAGCAUGAUUCUGCCUCUGUGCUGCCGCACCGGGCUGGGGGCGAGGGCCGUGACCAGUGCCCUGAUGGCAGCCCAGAAUCCGAGCCAGGUGUGGGUGACUCAGCCCACCGGCAGCGGCGGCAGAACCGGACAUCCUGGAUUGACCCACCUGAGGAGGAGCAUUCGCCCCAACUCACGCAGGCCGAGCUGGAGAGCUGCAUGAAGAAGUACGAGGACACGUUUCAGGACUACCAAGAGAUGUUCGUACAGUUCGGCUAUGUCGUGCUUUUCUCCUCUGCCUUCCCUCUGGCCGCGCUCUGCGCCCUCAUCAACAAUCUCAUCGAGAUCCGUAGUGAUGCCUUCAAGCUGUGCACGGGCCUGCAGCGGCCCUUUGGGCAGCGUGUUGAGAGCAUUGGCCAGUGGCAGAAGGUGAUGGAGGCCAUGGGUAUCCUGGCCAUCGUGGUCAACUGCUACCUAAUCGGCCAGUGCGGGCAGCUGCAACGCCUCUUCCCCUGGCUCGGGCCGGAGGCGGCCAUCGUGUCCCUGGUGGUGCUCGAGCACUUCGCUCUGCUGCUCAAGUACCUUAUCCACGUGGCCAUCCCAGACAUCCCAGGCUGGGUGGCCGAGGAGAUGGCCAAGCUCCAGUACCAGCGCCGGGAGGCCUUCAAGAAGCAUGAGCGUCAGGCGCAGCAGCACUACCAGCAGCAGCAGCGGCGGCGGCGGGAGGAGGAGGAGCGGCAGCGGCACGCGGAGCAUCAUGCUCGCCGGGAGCGCGAUGCCGGCGCCGGCGGCCGGGAGGAGGCGCGGCCCGAGGGCUCCGGGCUGGACCCCGCUGCGCCCGAGAAAGCCUCGGCCAAGGCCAAGGGCAGCGGGGCAGGCGGCCACUGCGCGGAGCGGCCCAAGCGCCCAGGCUCGCUGCUAGCCCCCAACAACGUCAUGAAGCUGAAGCAGAUCAUUCCGCUGCAGGGCAAGUUCCUGUCUUCAGGGGCCAUAUCGUCGCCGGCUGGGGCGACCGCAGGCCCAACCGCCCGGCCGGCCGCCGCCCAGUCGCCCACGGGCAGCGACACCCGCCUGCCGGCUUUCCUCAGCUUCAAAUUCCUCAAGUCGCCCGAGACCCGGCGGGACCCAGAGCAGCGCAGCCACUCGCCGCCCAAAGCCUUCCACGCCGGCAAGCUCUUCCCCUUUGGCGGGGCCCGGGCCGAGGCCGGGGCCAACGGGGCGGGCGGGCAGGCCCAGCCAGAUGGGAUGCCCGGCGGCAGUGGCGGUGGCCGGGCCCAGCGGAGUGGGCCGGCGGACGAGGCUGCGGCGGAGGAGCCGGAAGCCGCCCGGCCCGAGGAGGAAGGCUCAGGGACAGCACUGGCCCCAGUGGGUGCCCCUGCCCUCCGCGCCCACCGCAGCCGGAGCCCUGCGCUGCCGUCACCGCCACCACCACCGCCGUUGCCCCGGCCUCUGACGCCGCCGCCCACCGGCUGCUGGCAGUGGGACGGGCCGUGGGGCUGCGGGGGCGAGGGUGCCGUCCCCCGCCAGGUCCCUGCCACUGCUGCCACUGCUGAGUGCCCACCCUGUGCCCAUGCUGGGGCCCCGCUUGCCCCGCAGCCCCUGCCAGGGGAUGCCAGCUUCUACAGCCUCCCGCCCCCACCGCCCACCUCUGGGCACCCUCAGUCUCCGGAGCCCACACCCAGCCCCAGCCCCCAGGCUGUGUGCUGGCCCAGUGGCUGGCACUAGCCCGCUGCCUGCCGAGCUCAUAUGCAAUACACACCCAGGGCCAGCUGCCCUUCUGAGGGCCAGGGCCACUCUUAUCUGCCGUUGUCCUUUAGGAGGAGGGUAAAUGAAAGGAAACCCCCAAAGCCAACAGAAAACACACACACAGAAUAGGCAAUUAUUUAUGUUUUUGAUUUAUUUUGUCAUAUUUUUGUAAAACGGCAGAAAUGCAAUAAAAAGUAUAUUUCAACAGUGCCCAGGGUCAGCGCUACGGAAGAGGCUAGGGUAGGUACCCCUUUCUCGCAUGUGCCGGGCCACACUUGGGCCUCCCCGUGGAACUGGAACUCAGGACCACAAUUAGAAAGUUCGAGGCCAUUGUUGCAUAUGAGGUGGCCCAGAUUUGGGGGCCAACCUCAGUCUUAGGCCCUCCGGGAGCAGC
This is a messenger RNA of Trichechus manatus latirostris (Florida manatee), 4137 nucleotides long. It is a transcript of the gene ANO8, whose product is annotated as anoctamin 8. The record is from RefSeq and is a predicted model, not a curated record. The transcript is spliced from 18 exons. Bases 18 to 3722 code for a protein of 1234 amino acids. NCBI's taxonomy places the organism in Eukaryota, Metazoa, Chordata, Mammalia, Sirenia, Trichechidae.